Syngnathus typhle (broad-nosed pipefish) is the source of this 3571-nucleotide messenger RNA. RefSeq names its product ankyrin repeat domain 24 (gene ankrd24). The transcript has 19 exons. The coding region runs from base 1 to 3204 and encodes 1067 amino acids. NCBI's taxonomy places the organism in Eukaryota, Metazoa, Chordata, Actinopteri, Syngnathiformes, Syngnathidae. The record is from RefSeq and is a predicted model, not a curated record. Gene Ontology annotation, molecular function: actin binding.
AUGAAGAGUCUUAAGGCAAAGUUUAAAAAGAAUGAGAGUCAAGACUGGAGCAAGAGUGAUGAGCGGCUCCUCCGGGCUGUGGAGCAAAACGAAGCAGAUAAAGUCUCCGCCCUCAUCCUUAAAAAGGGUCUCUGCCCCACCAAGUUGGAUGCUGAGGGCAAAUCGGCCUUCCAUCAUUGCGUGUCUCGAGGGCACGUCGAUUGUCUGGAGGUCAUUAUCGCUCACGGAGCUGACGUCAAUGUCACAGAUGGUGCCGGCUUUGGCGCCCUUCACCUCGCAGCCAAACACGGACAGACCGAAUGUUUGAAGAGACUUUUACAGGAGAGACUGGAAGUAGAUUGCACGGACGCCAUCGGGAGAACGCCCCUCCACCAUGCAGCAAUCAGCGGCUGCGUAUCCUGCUCUGAGAUCCUGUGGGACUUUAAAGCCGAUCUUGAUGCGCAAGAUGGGGAUGGAGCCACCGCCCUCAUUCUGGCAGCGCAGAUGAGUCGAGCGGAGCUUUGCGCCUUUUUGCUGGGUCGAGGUGCCAACGCAAACAUUCAGGACAACCAGGGGAGGUCUGCCUUAAUGUUGGCCUGCGAGAGCGACAGCGCGGAAACGGUAGCCGUCCUACUGAGGGGCGGGGCCAACACGCAGCUGGUCGACGGCCUCGGAAACAAGGCGGAAGACUACAGCCCUGAUAGCCAUCGCAUUGUGCACAUGUUGCAAAACGGAGCGCCUCCUGGUACGGUACUCUACUCCGUCAUGAUCACUCAGGGUUUACCACCCGCCCCUCACGCACGCAGUCCCGCUCCCCCCGUUGAGUCGCCCGAGCCCCCAGCUCAGUCGCCUUCUCCUCAGCCUCCAGAAUUGCAUCAGGUGGAAGAUGAGGAAGUGUUUGAGGAGAUUCGGCGACUACGUCUCGAACGAGGUCGCCUCCUCCAGAAAAUAAAAGCCUUGGAGCAGCAGCAGAAGAGUGCCCUCUCUGCCUUGGAGGAGCUGUCCCGGCUAAAACAGCGCCUACAAGAGGCAGAGGCUGAGAGGGACAAAUUGAUCGAGGAGCUGAAGGGAGUCCAAGGCGUCGGAACGAGUGACUCUGAAGAUAUGGAGGAAAUGUUUGACUUCCAAGAGAGGUUGCUCUCCAAGCGUUCCAGAGCCUCACCUGCUCAUGCCGAGACCUCCUCCGAUGCAGAAUCGGCCAGCCCGUCUCCUGCCCCCGCUCAGCGUGGAACUGCGGAAGAACUACACCAAAAAAUAGAAGAGCUUACAUCACAGAAUGUCGAGCUUGUUCUCAAAGUUCAGAUGCUGGAGAUGUUUGAGAAGGACGACACCAACAUGGAAAGCCCCGGUGCGGACUUUGUCCCCAUCGCACAGUAUGAGACAAUUAGGAAGGAGUUUGAAGCCCUACAAGAGCGCUUCUCAUUGGCUCAAGCGGCCAACGAGGAGUCUGGUGAGGUGGAGGAAUGUGGUGUUGAAACAUCUCAGGUUGGAUUUUCAGAGAAUCCAGAGGCUCUAAAGGAGAAGCUGCAAGGCCUGCAGGCCCUGUUGGCUUCCUCUCAGUCAGAGCUGGAGCAGCUAAAGGAGCAAAUGCGUCUUGGGGUGUUGUCCGUGGAGUGUGCCGAAGGGGACACAGGAGGAGCAGGUGCUAGCUGGGUUCCAGACUCGGAGGCCCAGCAGCUGAGGGUAAGAGUAGGGGAGUUGGAGGAGGAGCUUAGCCAGAGCCGUGCCAAAGCGGUCGCCCGGACCUCUGAGGACGCUGACAGAAUCAAACAGCUGAAAGAGCGAGUUGAGCAGCUUCAAGUCGCUCUGGUCCAGAAAAGGUCUGCGGGCGACAAGGACUGGACAGACUCUGGCGCAGAAGAGCAAAAGGAAAACGUGGCUGAGCUGGAGGCGAGCGGUAUACAGGGAGGGAGGACGUCAGGAGGCCUGGGACUGAAUGGAGAUCAGGUUCGGCGCCUUCAGGAACGUGUGGGCGAGCUGGAGGAUGAGCUGAAGAAGUGUGUGCCACGGUCAGACCUGGAGGAGGUGCAGGUCACCCUAAGCCUCCAGUGUGAACAGCUGGCCAGGGAAAGAGCGGAGGUGGCGAGGAAGCUCAAUGAUGCCCUCCUGCAAUUGGAGAGACUGAGGCCUCCCAUAAAUGGCGACGACGAAGAUGAAGAAGAAGAGCACUCGGAGGGCUCGGAGCUCUCAGUCACAUCAGAACGCUCCAGACGUACGCUGGCCGCCGUUCGCGAAGAGCUGGAGGUGGCCCGACAGGAAGCCGCCCAAGCUCUUGACUGCUUAUGUGCCGAGCGAGAGAGCCGUGCCCACGACGCCCUGCACCUGAAGGAUGUUGUGCCUCUGGCCAAGCACAAAGAAGCGCUGGCCGCCGUGUCGGAGCAGCUGGCCCAAACCCUACAGGAGCUUCAGCAGGAAAAGGCGCAGCGGGCAGAGACCGAAGAACAGGCGGCCAUAUUAGAAGCCAAAGUAGAGGCCAUGCAUGAGGCUGUUCCCAAAGAGGAGCAUGACAAAAUCAAGGCAGAGCUCCAGCGCUCCCUGCAGGCCAGCGAGAGUAGUGCCGCAGCAGCUCAAGAGGCUCUGAGUGACAAAGAAACAGAGCUGAGACAACUCAAGUCAGAAAAAGCCGCCCAGCAGGGUCUUAUCUCCAAGGAAGACCACGAGGCCCUGCGGGUGUCCAUGCAGGCCGAUAUAAACGCCAUGGCGGCCCGCUUCAACGACCUCACGCGUAAACACGAGAAGACCUGCACUGAGGUGUUCCAAGUGCAGCGGGAGGCUCUUUUUAACAAGAGCGAGCGACAGGCGGCAGAGACUCAGUUGGUUGCUGUGCAACAGCAGCUUCAAGAACUGCAAGCCAAGUCCAGUCAUGUCCAGGAACUCCAAAAUAACAUCCAGGAAUCUCAAGGCUUUGUCAAGGAGAGGGACCGCAAGAUAACAGAGCUAUCUAAGGAGGUGUUCCGGCUAAGAGAGGCACUUGGCUCUCUGUCGCCCCCUCUUGGCAUCAUGUCUUCCAGUUCUAACACGCAUCAAGCGAACCCGGGACAGCAAAUGGCACUACAGAACAAAAUCGCCAUACUCAACCAACAGCUCCAGGAUUGUGAACGAAAGCACAAACAGGUGGUGGCUGUGUAUCGUUCUCAUUUACUGGCUGCCGUGCAGGGUCGUAUGGAUGAAGAGGUGCAACGUCUUCUCCUGCAAAUCCUCAGAAUGAGCCAACAGGGUCAUUAACAUCCAUGUCAUCCAUCUUUAUAGCUCAUUAUAUCAAGCAAGCACAAGUGUACAACGAUGCCUUUCAAGGAACCCAUGUCUGGAAUUUAACGUUAAUUCCACCAUUAAUUCAAUUUUGAUCAUGUAAACAGGUAAUACUGAAUUGUCAAAGUUUUGGCCUAUGACAGGAAUUCCCCCAAACUGUCCAGAAUUAUUUAUUUACUACGAAUAAUGUGCAGUUGUUCAUCCAUGCCAGCAAUAUAGUGACAUAAGUGUGGUAUGCCUUUUAUAAAAAUCCAAUGUGUUUAUUUUUAGAAGAUAUUGUGCGAUUGACCUACUUUUUUUUUACAAUAUAUUUUCCCUGUUUUGAUCCAAAAUAAAUACGUAA